CAUUCAUCUCCUGUCUGUGCCGCAUAUCUGUAUGUCAUAACACGCGACGUGACACUGGCAUUUUACCGGACGUCAGAUUGCUUGACUUUUGUGGGACUUACCCCAGUGCUGCUCCAGGAGUCUUACUUGUCACCCGCUUAGUUAGAGAUCUGGCAUUACACUGAGCUGCAGGAUGAGGUACACUUUCUUCCUGGGUUUGUUUCUCUUCUUCGGUUGCAUAACACACAUAGAAUGCACGCCAAAAGCAGCUUGCAACCAAACUGUGGCUUGCCAACCAGUGACUGAAGAGUGUGUUCAUGGGGUUUGUGAAUGUCAAAAGAAUCACUACAUUUCAUUCACCACUAAUCUUGAGAUUCUGUGCACGCCAGCGCCGGCAUGUAGCCCAGAUUGCGAAGAGAACCAAGCGUGUAUUGACGGUCACUGUUACUGUGAGCGUGGGAGGGUUUACGUCAAUGACAGAUGCCGACUCAUGGCAGGCUUUCGGAAACACUGUUCCACUUACGCGGUUCUCUGUGACAUCAGCGCCAACCUGUCCUGCGCCAAAAGCACCUGUAUGUGUCUCGAGACGCACUGGUUUGAUCCUGAGACUAACAGCUGCCAACAUAAACAGCAAUACCUGGAUGCAAACAACGUCACAGAGUACAAAGUCCGCCCGGAAGAAUAUUGCCGAACACCUAGUGACUGUAUAACAGGGCUUAACUGCACUGACUUCCUGUGCAAAUGUCCAGAGUCCUGUGAAUUUAAGCAAGAUAAAGAAGUAUGUGACUGCGGAGAUGCCGAAGUGAGCAUCACGUGGCCAGUCAUCGUUGGUAUAUUUCUUGGAAUUAUAAUAGUUUCGUGUUGGGCAGGUGCUAUCACUGCCAUACUGCCGGAUUAAGCAGUAUAUAUGUGUGGUAGAACUUGCCUGCAUCUGAACCGUAUAUCCGUAUACUCACCCGUGAACACUGAAAUACACAUACAUGCAACAGUGUGUGAUGCGGAAAUUCUACGUUCUAACUUUUUUAUUGUUCUGCCUGUGUGUGUGCGCGGGCAUACACAUAUACACGUCAUGCUUACUGAAAAAAUGAUAAUAAGAAAAGAAAAGAACACUCAAAUUGUAUCCUUUUUCAAGUUCUAAGAGGAAGUAAUGUCAUGUGAUGUAUGUGUCCCUGUAUAUAUUGAAGUGAAACAUGUGCAUUAUGUUUGAUGUUCAUUCUUUGAUGUGUUUCUUGUUUUAUUUUGGUUUGAUUUAUUCUUUGUUAUAUUUCUUGUUCUACUUUUGUUUAAUUCUUAUUCUUUGUUGCAUUUCUUGUUUUAAUUUUGUUUUGUUUUAUUCUUUGUUGUAUUUCUUGUUCUAAUUUUGUUUUGUUUUACUCUAUGUUGUCUUAUUCUUAUUCUUUGUUGUAUUUCUUGUUUUAUUUUUUAUUUAUUCACAUUCAUUGUUUCUUAUAAGCAUAUCUUGUGAAAGGCAUUAGUUAAGUGAUUAGAUAUAAUUUGAUAUUAGUUUUAGUGUAAAACAGUUGGUAUGUGAACUCGGAUCGAUUGGGUUAUUACUGUAUGUACCCUUAUUGCCUCACCAGAGUAUGUGAAUCUUGUCCUUGUGUUCUUAAUAAAAAAGGAUGAAAAGAAAA
Messenger RNA from Penaeus vannamei (Pacific white shrimp), 1610 nucleotides. RefSeq lists its product as uncharacterized. The record is from RefSeq and is a predicted model, not a curated record. Lineage: Eukaryota; Metazoa; Arthropoda; Malacostraca; Decapoda; Penaeidae.